Molecule: messenger RNA, 2260 nt
Organism: Dendrobium catenatum
Lineage: Eukaryota; Viridiplantae; Streptophyta; Magnoliopsida; Asparagales; Orchidaceae
Product: kinesin-like protein KIN-7L
Exons: 15
Coding region: 72-2024 (650 amino acids)
Biological process (GO): microtubule-based movement
Molecular function (GO): microtubule binding; microtubule motor activity; ATP binding
Source: RefSeq, a predicted model, not a curated record
AACGGGAGCCCGCCUCCCGAUCUCUCUCUCUCUCUCUCUCUCUCUCUCGACCUGUACUCAACUGAGCUAACAUGGAGAAGAUCUCAGUAGCUGUGCGAUUCCGGCCAUCGAUUGCCGAAGAGGCUGCCGGAGAGCGCCAAUGGAGGAUUGAGGACAACCGAAUCUCACUUCACAGACCCCUCGGCACUCCAAUCUCUGGCAUAUCUUUCGCCUUCGAUCAUGUAUUUGAACAGAGCUCCACCAAUGCAUCUGUCUACGAUAUCCUAAUCAAAUCUAUAAUCCAAGCGGCCAUCAAUGGAUUCAACGGAACUGCCUUUGCCUAUGGACAGACAAGCAGUGGCAAAACUUUCACUAUGAAUGGCUCUCAACUUGACCCAGGAAUCAUUCCGCAGGCCGUGAGAGAUAUUUUCGAUACGACUCAUAUGAUUACAGAUCGCGAGUUUCUAGUUAGAGUUUCUUAUAUGGAGAUUUACAAUGAGGAGAUCAACGAUCUGCUUUCAUUGGGGAACCAGAGGCUUCCAGUACAUGAAAGCUUAGAGCGUGGGGUUUAUGUGGCUGGUCUUCGGGAGGAAAUAGUGAACAGUGCUGAUCAAGUACUUGAACUCAUCAAACUUGGUGAAGCUAAUCGACAUGUUGGUGAGACAAAUAUGAACGUUAGAAGCAGUAGAUCGCAUACAAUAUUUAGGAUGGUUAUUGAAAGCAGUGCCAAAGAUUCCACAUCAUCUGUUGAUGCUAUACGCGUUUCUGUUUUGAAUUUGGUAGAUUUGGCUGGAUCAGAAAGAAUCGCUAAAACAGGAGCUGGUGGAGUUCGUUUGAAAGAGGGAAAGCACAUUAACAAGAGCUUAAUGAUCCUUGGGAAUGUGAUCAACAAACUAAGUGAGAAUGGAAAGCAUAGGGCACAUAUUCCCUAUCGUGAUAGUAAACUAACUCGAAUACUUCAACCUGCUCUUGGUGGCAAUGCCAAAACUUCAAUAAUUUGUACGGUGGCACCUGAGGAGGUGCAUAUUGAGGAAACCAAGGGAACUCUCCAAUUUGCUAGUAGAGCCAAGCGCAUUACAAAUUGCGCUCAAGUAAACGAGGUUUUGACGGAUGCUGCACUACUGAAGCGGCAAAAACAAGAAAUUGAGGAACUUCGUAGAAAAUUGCAGGGACAACAUUCUGAAGUAUUGGAGCAAGUGAUUUUAAAACAGAGGAAUGACAUGCACAAGUCUGAACUUGAACGUGAAAAGCUUGCAAUGGAGCUUGAGGAAGAAAGGAAAUCCCGUCAAGCACUCGAGCACCACAUGGGAGAGCAGCAAAGAAGGAUAGAUUAUCUCAAUGAACUUCUUGCUUCCAAUGAUGCUAGAAAGUUAAUACAAGGAACUGUUCAUACCCAUUCUAGUUAUGAGGAAAUGAGUAGUAGAAAUUGCAUGUCUCAAGGCAAUACCUUCACAACUCCUAUUUUCAAAGCCAUGCCAGAUCAAUUUGUUGUAAAGCGAUCAAAUCAUUCUAAGGCAUUCGAUUCAAGUCCACUGCCAGAAAAUUUUACAAACACAGCGAAUGAAGACUUAUGGCUGCAGUUAAACAAAGGCUUCAGAACUGACCUCGAUGCGCUACAAAUGACCCCUAACGUAAGAUAUAGAGCUGCUCAAUCCAACGACACAUCAAUUGGAACUGAUUUGGAAGAAUGGAAUACCAAGGAAAGAUGCCUCAACUUGGCAUCUGAAUGUAAACUUCAAGCCCUUCAGGUUGAUGCAUUGAAGGAACAAUAUGACAUGCUGGAAAGAAAAUAUAGUCAGUUAAGAGAAGAAAACUCUUCCUUAGUUCAAACUCUCUCUUACUCUAACCACGAUGUUGUGCUCCUUAAAGCUCAGAAAGAUGAAUUACAGAAAGAUCUGAACUAUGAAAGAGAAAAGAUGAGAGAUCUUAAAGAGGAGAUUCGGCUGUUUGGCCUUGUAUUUGCCGAGCGGGAGUGUUUGCUGAAUUCCCUUUAUUCAAAAUCAAAAACCAUGAUUGAGAACUUCUCCAGCUCCCAAAUCAUAUGAUAAUUGAAUUAUGUUUAUUGGUUCAUUCAUGAAAGUACUUCAAACACUGUAAAAAAAUCUACCGCUUAGCUUUCCUGGUCUUUAAUUGAUCAUCCUUCAAUUAUGUUAUUUGUUUUGAUGUUCUCUUUCAUUUAUUUACAGACAUGAUUAAAGUCGUGGACUGUAUGUAGUAACGUUUUGCCAUUUGUGGCUUCAGUAUUAUUUCUUCAUUCAUAAUGUUCACUGGGUUAUAUUUU